GACCUGAAGUUGGCCUCUGUGAAGGCUGAGAGUCCCAGGGAACGGGGACCGAGAUUUGGAAGGUGGAGGAGCGCCCAAGGACUGGGGCUACCUAUUUCUUCCGAGGGAGGGAAGGGGCGGAUAGCGGCACCUAUUCUGGAGGAACUGGGCUGAGAUGUGACCCGGAGUGAAGUGUUUUAACCUCCAUACGCGUGAGGGUCACCUUCCACCCCAUUCCUGGGGUUGAAAAAGCCACCGACCGUUCCAGAGUCGGAGCAGCACUUAGCCCUUUGGACUCGGCUGCCAUGGAGAGCACUGGUACUGGGAAAAUCUACAGGAGUAGCGACUGCAAUUUGGUCGGCCGGAGCUCGGGCGCCAAUACCAGCCGAAGCACGCUCCCAACGUCCCAUAGAUGAAUGGGGAAAUUAAUGUAACUCAGUGAGAAAAAUAUUAGACUUAAAAUCAUUUAAGUCACGCCGACUUACUGGGGCGUCGGCGCCCGGGCCCAUGACCCACGCCCGUAACUGACAUGGCGCCCUAGCGGUCGGCGUUUCCGGGCGGAUCCUUCAGACGGCCUUCGCUGUGAUUCCAUCAUUCGGCCUCCUUCCCGGCCUGCCUCGCGCCAGGGCCGGGCUGGGCCAGAGCAGCCCAAGAUGGCCGACUUCGAGGAUCGGGUGUCGGAUGAGGAGAAGGAAGUGAUUUUGCUGUCACGACUUCUCGACAGGGAGAGGUCUCUAAGGUGUUGGCCGCCUAUCCACACACACCCCUUUUCCCACAUGCUGUCGGCUGAACUAAUUCGCAGUAAUAAAUGUGUACGCAUAGCUGCUAAAUUCAUCACUCACGCACCCCCAGGGGAAUUUAACGAAGUGUUCAACGAUGUCCGGCUACUACUUAAUAAUGACAAUCUCCUCAGGGAAGGGGCAGCACAUGCAUUUGCCCAGUAUAACAUGGAUCAGUUCACACCUGUGAAGAUAGAAGGAUAUGAAGAUCAGGUCUUAAUUACAGAACACGGUGACCUGGGUAAUAGCAGAUUUUUAGAUCCAAGAAACAAAAUUUCCUUUAAGUUUGAUCACUUACGGAAAGAAGCAAGUGACCCCCAGCCAGAGGAAGUAGAUGGAGGUCUGAAGUCUUGGAGAGAAUCCUGUGACAGUGCUUUAAGGGCCUAUGUGAAAGAUCAUUAUUCCAACGGCUUCUGUACUGUUUAUGCUAAAACUAUAGAUGGGCAACAGACCAUUAUUGCAUGUAUUGAAAGCCACCAGUUUCAGCCUAAAAACUUCUGGAAUGGUCGUUGGAGAUCAGAAUGGAAGUUCACCAUCACACCAUCUACAGCCCAGGUGGUUGGAGUACUUAAGAUUCAGGUUCACUAUUAUGAAGAUGGUAAUGUUCAGUUGGUUAGUCAUAAAGAUGUACAGGACUCAGUAACUGUUUCGAAUGAAGUCCAAACUGCUAAGGAGUUUAUUAAAAUUAUAGAGCAUGCAGAAAAUGAGUAUCAGACAGCAAUUAGUGAAAACUAUCAAACAAUGUCAGACACCACGUUCAAGGCCUUGCGCCGGCAACUUCCAGUUACCCGCACCAAAAUCGACUGGAACAAGAUACUCAGCUACAAGAUUGGCAAAGAAAUGCAGAAUGCUUAAAGGCUGAAUGUAGGAUUCUUCAAUACAUGGAAAGAAAGGAUGCAAUGUGUGGUCAUAUGAUAAAUAAGUGAUUUAUAAACAAGAGUGAUAUUUUGCUAGGGCUUUCAAAGUUAACAGGUUUUCUAGCCUCAUGGAAUACUGUUGAACCUAUAGCAUUGUCUUGAUUCUUUUGUGUUUUCUGCCUGGUAAUUUUCUGUUUUCACUAUAUCUACUUGUAAAUCUUUUUUUUUUUUUCAAUUCUGCCACAUUUAAUGAUGGAGAGAGAUAUCUAUCCUGGAGUCAUUUUACUGUUUAGAAAAUUUUCCUAGCCAUGAAGCCCUGUCACUGACAUAGACAGGUAAUAUGUUCAGUACUUUUCUACCCAGUCCUUCAAAGCACUUCUGGUACUUCAGUGGUUUUUACUGAUCAACCAACAGCUAAAGAGGCUAUGCUACAAACUACAGCUGAAUGGAAGACACAUUCAUCCUUCUCCCUCCAGUUGCUUUGAUCAUCAUUUAUAGCAUCUCAUAACUAUAGUUUCAAACAUUUGGAUUGGGGUUUUCAGACCCUUUUUAGAGGCAAAGGAAGUUUUCUGGAAGUUCCAUUAUAGCCAGCUUCUCUGGGGAAGUUGUUUUUAAAUCCAAAGACUUGAACCACAUUCCCUACAAAUGAACGUGUUUGCUUUCUUCCCUUCCAUCACUGUUUCCUUCUCAUCUAGUACCAUUAUAGUUGUAGACAUGUGCAUUUUUAGAAGAGUUUUAACCACUUAUUAUUUUUUUAAUAUUCAAAAACUGCUGACAUACUAGGGAUAUAGUAGAGUAUAAAACUUGAAAAAAUGCAGAUGUUGAAGGAAUAAUAGGUAUCUUUUGCUUUAAUACUUUGUGGCAGAAUUGUACUAUAAGCGAAUGAAUCAAACAACUAUGUUAAUCUCAAACAAAAACUAAAAAUGAACCAAAGUGAGAAGGACAACGUUCAGACAGUAUCUUUCUAUUGUAACCUGUUAUUUAAGGGAAUACUAGUGAUUUGUUCUAAAUAGGAUGUAAAACUUUUUCCAAAUUACUUCCUCAGUCCUGCCUGCCAACUCAAAUAUAACUGUGAUAUAGCAACCCUUCCCAAGUUUAUUGGCAGGUAAGGUGUGAUCUCAGAAUACACAGGUAACAUAGAUAUGAUAUAACUGGUAAUGGUGGAUUCAUUUACAUUGUUUACACUUCUAUGACCAGGCCUUAAGGGAAGGUCAGUUUUUUAAAAACCAAGUAGUGUCUUCCUCCAAAUACAUGUCAAAAGAAGGGUUUGUGUUUCAGCUUUGUUUCUGCUUGGUAAUACAGUCAAGCAAGAGUUUAUUUCCAAGUGACCCAUUGAGCUGUGUAAGCAUUUUUGUUUAUUUCAAAUAAAAUAUAUUUGUAUUAUUUGUCAUUCAUACUAUCCAUCCAUACCACACUAUCCUCUGUAUCAGGUAGUCCAAUAGAAAUAUACCUGUUUUGUUCUUAAA
Molecule: messenger RNA, 3081 nt
Organism: Lagenorhynchus albirostris (white-beaked dolphin)
Lineage: Eukaryota; Metazoa; Chordata; Mammalia; Artiodactyla; Delphinidae
Gene: CAPZA1
Product: capping actin protein of muscle Z-line subunit alpha 1
Exons: 11
Coding region: 633-1613 (326 amino acids)
Biological process (GO): actin cytoskeleton organization; barbed-end actin filament capping
Cellular component (GO): F-actin capping protein complex; actin cortical patch
Molecular function (GO): actin filament binding
Source: RefSeq, a predicted model, not a curated record